AUGCAAUUGGGAGACCUGGGGGCUCCUGCAACUAAAGGAGACAUCCUGGGCCUACUGAAACACCUGCGCACAUGGUUCCGCACGCAUAUAGCGUUGCUCUGCGAGGAGGUUACCGCCAUAACGGACAGGGUGAAGGCCAAAGAGGAGGACAUCUCCUCCAUAGCACAAAGCUUGUCAGACGCAAUGGAGCGAAUGAAGCAACUCCAAGGCUCACACCAGGCCCUAAAGACUAGAGUGGAUGCAAUGGAAGAUGCCAGGAGAUGCACUAACAUAAAAGUCAGAGGCAUAGCUAAAUCCAUCAAUGACACGGAGCUACCCCACUUUAUCCGGCGCCUCAUGUCGGAGAUCCUGCACCCCAAGCAGGUGAAGAUCCUGCAACUGGAGGGCACCGGCGGCCGCUCUCCACGACGUCCUCCUUCCAUUCCAGUUCCUCCGCGACAAACAAGCAGUGAUGGAUGCCAUCAAGAACAAGUACCCGUUCCAGUUUGA
Molecule: messenger RNA, 489 nt
Organism: Pelobates cultripes (western spadefoot toad)
Lineage: Eukaryota; Metazoa; Chordata; Amphibia; Anura; Pelobatidae
Source: the annotation of a GenBank genome assembly